Messenger RNA from Callorhinchus milii (elephant shark), 932 nucleotides. RefSeq names its product yippee-like 2a (gene ypel2a). NCBI's taxonomy places the organism in Eukaryota, Metazoa, Chordata, Chondrichthyes, Chimaeriformes, Callorhinchidae. The record is from RefSeq and is a predicted model, not a curated record. The transcript has 4 exons. Bases 206 to 565 code for a protein of 119 amino acids.
GUUGGUUGAGGUAGACUCCUGCCCAUUUGGCUGCUUGUCUUUCAGCAGUCACUGCCUGCAUAGCCAGCAGAGUGUGGGCCCCGCCACACCACCCGCUCGCCACACCACGGCCUUUACCUGUGCUCUCCAGUGUUUCCUGUGUGAACCUCUCUGUCUGAGCGCCUCGUGGACCAGCCCGGAGUUCACACCGCGCCCGGUGGCACCCAUGGUGAAGAUGACGAGGUCCAAGACAUUCCAAGCUUAUCUGCCCACCUGCCACAGGACGUACAGCUGCAUCCACUGCAGAGCCCACCUCGCCAACCACGAUGAGCUCAUCUCAAAGUCCUUUCAAGGAAGCCAAGGGCGAGCUUAUUUGUUCAAUUCAGUCGUCAAUGUGGGCUGUGGACCAGCAGAGGAGCGUGUCCUGCUCACCGGCCUGCACGCUGUGGCUGACAUUUACUGUGAAAACUGCAAAACUACCCUCGGAUGGAAAUAUGAACACGCCUUCGAGAGCAGUCAGAAGUACAAAGAAGGAAAGUACAUUAUAGAAGUGGCUCAUAUGAUUAAGGACAAUGGCUGGGAGUGAAAGGAAGAUGUGGUGAUGCCGAUCGCUGGGCCAUUGAUCCUGCAAAAAAAAACAAAGAGAAGUAACUGAAGGCUUUGGUUGCAACAUGUCGGAGAGGUCACGCCACUCGGCAUGUCCUCGAACCUCUCUCCAUCCCUCAGCGACGUGCCUCUGUGUCUCUCUCUCUCUUCCUCUGUGUCUCUUUUGCUUUUUUACGACCUCCUUGUGGUUCAACAUCCUGACUCCUCCUCCUCUGUUCCAGUGUUGCCUGAAGGAACACACCAAAGCUCAAGGGUGCAGAGUUUUUCUUUGAGUUACCACUGUUAACUUGAAGCUGUUUAGUGACAUUCGCUUAGAGUAGCUUUGUCAGUGUGCAAGAUUCGGCGGU